CACUGUUGGCGGCGCGCUGGAACCCACGGUUCCGAAUACAAACGGUCGGCGCGAGAGGCGCCCCGGGGCGCGGGCGCUGGGGCUGAACACCUGGUUCCCGCCACUUUCUCGGGUUACAUAUGCUCCCGUCUCCUUUCUGUGUUGGCCCGGUCGCCUCGGGAACCCUUCACUUUGCUUGGCGGCGGCUGGCUGAGCCGGAGCCUGCGGACAGGCUGUGCUCUGGCUCGGGCAGAGGUCGCCUGAAUGCGGUACUCACCGAGGUCCCCGAGUUGUAGGCGAGUGCUCAUCAGAUCUGAGCUGUUCUUGAAUCUUACUCUUCUUCAAAAUAUUUAUUCUGCUGCUAAUGAAGAGGGAGGAUGUGUUCCUGGGGCAUUCUUUAUUGUCAGAAAUUUCAUUACCAGAGGUAGAAAUAAUGCAAAGAUAAAUGUGUUCUAGGAUAUGAGAAAAAGAAAAGAUACCACAGAGGAUUAGAUGAAAAGUUGUAAGAUUAUUUGAGAGUUGGAGCUGAAUCUAAUAUUCAAUAAUGGCAACAGGUGACUUAAAAAGAAGCUUGCGGAAGCUAGAACAAGUGCUUCGUUUGCUAAAUUACCCUAAUGAGGUGGAUUAUGUCGGUUUGAUGAAGGGGGACACAGCAGCAUCUUUGCCUAUCAUCAGCUAUUCUCUUACCUCAUACUCCCCUUAUAUAUCAGAACUUCUGAUGGAGUCCAAUAUAGACCUCAUAUCAAAGAAUGAUGUGCGCUUCACAGAUACCGUCUAUAAGCUUCUUCGUGAUCAAUUUGAUUAUAAACCAAUUUUGACAAAAAAGCAAUUUAUACAGUCUGGAUUUGCUGAAUGGAAAAUCCAAAUUGUCUGUGAUAUAUUGAAUUGUGUAAUGAAAAAGCACAAGGAAUUGACUGGCUCUGACAAGACUUCGUCAUGCCCAAGAAAGAAAAGCAUCCCGGAAAGGCCCGAACCUUGUUCGAGUAGUGAGAACGCCACCCCUGGAGAGGCUGUGGGCAUUGACAUCACUGGCAGGUUUAUGACUUCAGGAAAGUAUUUCUUCAUGCUUGUCUCCGUGCAGAAGAAAGCUGUGGUGAUCCGUCAUCUGUACACAGAAGAUAACAUUGACCUUCCUGAACGGACAGUGAGUUCAACAGAAGUGAGUGAAGGGUGUGAUGAGUCAGAAGAGAUGACUUCUCAAAUCAUGAUUCAUGACGAGCAGGCCUCUGAAGUCAAGGCUCAGCUGAAAGAUCUUUGUGACAACCCUGAGCUCACUGCACUUCACAUAGCUCUUGCUGAAUGCCAGGACAAGCUUAAGAGGCUGACUUGUGUAGAGAAAAGGCUCCAGUAUUUGGAAGCUGCAACAAAAGGGAAGGUGAUGGUCGAUGAGAAGGCCUGGAAUAAUCUCCUCAGUCGAGUCACUCUUCUUGAAACAGAGAUGCUUUUGUCUAAAAAGAAUGAAUGCGUAGAGCUUAAUGCAGCAAGUGAAGAUAAUGACUCUGAUAGUGUCGUGGAUGCCAUGCCCGUUGAUAAAAAAUACAGUGUGGGGGCACCAGCCAGAACAUAUCGGUCAUCUGGCUACAGUAGUACACUGUCACCAGAGUCGACGCCCAGAGGCUCCACUGUUAAUUAUUGUGGUUUGAAAGAUUUUUCAGAGGAAACAACACUUCAGAAAAUGGAAAGGAUGAAAAAAAUGUUUGAAGAGACUGCAGAGCUACUGAAAUGCUCGAGUCACUAACUGUACAGUUUUUCUGCGUGAGCAUCUCUAGGACUUUGCUACUUAUAAUGCUAUGUUUAAGAAUUCCUUGUACACUUUUAAUAUACUGUAAUAUAUUAUUAAGAAUUUGAAUUCUAUUUGGUGUGUGAGUGUUUUUCAUUCCUAAAUAAAUACUUUUAAUAUUGUA
Messenger RNA from Peromyscus californicus insignis, 1883 nucleotides. It is a transcript of the gene Cep44, whose product is annotated as centrosomal protein 44. The transcript has 12 exons. Lineage: Eukaryota; Metazoa; Chordata; Mammalia; Rodentia; Cricetidae. The record is from RefSeq and is a predicted model, not a curated record. Bases 524 to 1717 code for a protein of 397 amino acids. Gene Ontology annotation, cellular component: centrosome; spindle pole.